AUGGUGGUGAAUGUGUACACCCAGACUCAUGCAACUGCAGCCAAUAUCAAGCCACAGGAGAGCGUUCCCAACGUAGGUUAUGAAAGAGACAUGAUCUGUCGGACGUGGGGACAAUAUAAUUACGAAACAUUUGAUGGACUUUAUUAUUACUUCCCUGGAAAGUGCACGUACACUCUUGUUAGAGAGUGUGGUGAGGAGACAGAGCCUAGCUUUGUGAUACAGGUUCAUAACGAUCCAGAAUGUCAUUCCUCAGCAUAUUCCUGCAGUCGCUCUGUGAGCUUGUUUUUUCCUGUGGAAGCAGAACUCAGGUUAAAUCGGUAUAAUGUUACCUAUAAUGGACAAAGUAUUCAGCUCCCACACAUUGUCCAUGAUGUGGAAGUGGAAAGAAUUUCCCAAUAUACUUUGGUUACCCUACAACAUGCAUUCACUCUGGCCUGGGAUGGAAGCACUUCCUCAGUCUAUAUCAAAAUGAGCCCAGAGUACGUGGGGAGAACCUGUGGACUGUGUGGCAACUUUAACGCUGAUGUACACGAUGACCUAAAAACCAGCUACGAUUUAUUCACUCACGAUACAGCGAUCUUUGGAAACAGCUGGAUGGAAAUGGUUCCACAUGAGUAUUCUUGUCCCAGUGUGCCUGCAAACUACCCAUCCCCGUGCUUGACUCAAAACUAUGAAACCCGCCAGAAAGUGCAGGAGAUGUGUAUCCUGCUGCUUGAAACUCCAUUUAAAGAGUGCCACGACUUAGUGAGCCCCUUUCCUUUCAUGGCCAGUUGUUCAAAUGAUCUCUGCAUAGCUGGGCCUGAUAAUCAGGUGCUGUGCCAAGCGUUAACAGAGUAUGCAAGAGCGUGUGCCCAUGCUGAACAUCCUCUGUAUGACUGGAGGGCAGCGAUUCCGAUGUGUGCAGUGGAAUGUGAUGACAAGUUUAUAUACAGGGAGUGCAUCACCUGCUGUCCUGUCUCUUGUAAAAUUGAUAAAAUGUGCAUUGAUAGUAAACUUCAGUGUCUGGAUGGAUGCUACUGUCCGGAAGAUUUGAUUUAUGACAAUGGAAGCUGUGUAAAGGCCUCAGAGUGCCCUUGUGAAUACCACGGAAUGCUCUACUCUCCUGGGCAGGAGGUUCAGGACAAAUGCAACAGCUGUACAUGUAUGGGUGGAUCCUGGAACUGCACGGAAUAUAGCUGUCCAGGAGAAUGCUCUGUUACGGGAGACAUUCACUUUGACACAUUCGAUGGACGUGUGUACACAUUCCAAGCUACCUGCCAGUACAUCCUGGCAAAAAGCCGCAGCACUGGGAAGUUUACCAUCUCGUUACAAAAUGCACCAUGCGGAGCGAACCUGGAUGGAGCCUGUAUCCAGUCAGUAAACAUCAUUGUUGAUGAAGAUCCAAUGAAACAGAUUACAGUGAAUAAUAUAGGAGAGGUGUAUGUGUCCAACCUGUACCGAAUCACCCCACCUUAUUCAGACGGUGUAUUUCAGAUCCAUGAGCUCUCAUCUAUGUUUUUGCAAGUUAAAACUGAAGAUGGAUUGCGUUUGCAGUACAACUGGAAAGAGUUAAGGCUCUACCUGCAGGUAGAUGAAAGUUGGAAGGAAGACACUGUAGGACUCUGCGGAACCUUCAAUGGAAACAUUCAAGAUGAUUUUCUGUCCCCAGCAGGAAUGAUUGAAAGCACACCUCAGCUGUUUGGUAAUUCUUGGAAGCUGUCCUCCGCCUGUGUUCCAGGCCACAGCAUUCCACAGCUUGACCCAUGUGACAUACACCAGCAGGCAGCAUCCUAUGCUUCUGAAAUGUGUGAGAUCCUUAAUAAAGAGCUGUUUGCCCCGUGCCACGGGUACCUGAGUCCCGCACCCUUCUACCAGCAGUGUAAAUCAGACACCUGUAAAUGUGGGGAGACCUGCCUGUGUGCAGCUCUGGCUCAUUACGCUCGACAGUGCAGGAAACAUGGAGUCGUUAUAGACUUCAGAGCUCACGUAUCAGAGUGUGCUGCUCAGUGCCAGGAAACAAUGGAAUAUGGCACCUGCAUCUCCUCCUGCAAUAGCAACUGCCGCUCCCUGUCCUUGUCCGAGGACUGCGGUGAGGAGUGUGUUGAAGGUUGUGUGUGCCCUGGUGGGACUUACUACAACAGCAAAUCCCAGAAGUGUGUGCAAAAAAAUGAGUGCUCUUGCAAUUUCCUGGGAGCAGAAUACGGACCAGGGGAUAUAAUCAUGAUGUCUUCUGGAGCCCAAAUUUGUAAAGAUGGUCAAAUGAUGUACCAGGGUCCCAGUCUUGAUACGAAAUGCCCCCCUGGCCAGUUCUAUUUCAAGUGCAGUGAUUCCUUAGACAGUUCUACAGUGAGUAAAGGAGUAGCCUGCGAAAGGACAUGCGAGAGCCAUCUUCUGAACCUCACCUGCUCCGGACAUGGUCACUGUGUUUCUGGAUGCAUCUGUCCACCUGGGUUUUUGAAACAUGGUGAUGAAUGCUUUGAACCUAUUGCGUGUCCAUGUUUGUGGAAAGGAAAAGAAUAUUAUCCUGGGGACAAAGUAACUUCUCCAUGUCACAACUGUGUUUGCCAGCAUGGAUCAUUUCAAUGCAUCUUCCACCCAUGCCCAUCAAUGUGCACAGCUUACGGAGACCGCCACUACAGGACUUUUGAUGGACUCCUAUUUGAUUACAUUGGAGCCUGCAAGGUCUAUUUAGUAAAGAGUAAUAUCGACUUAACUAUGAGCGUUGCUGCAGAAAAUGUGGAUUGCUAUGAAAGUGGAGUCAUCUGUAGGAAAUCAUUAUUAAUCAACAUCGGGAGGUCAUUCAUUGUGUUUGACAAUGACAGUGGAAAACCAAACCCCUCAAGUCUGAUAGAUAAGAGGCAGCCUGUGUUUAUAUGGCAAGCAGGUUAUUACACCAUUGUCCAUAUCCCUACCGAAGAUGUUACUGUGCUUUGGGACAGAAAAACAACCAUACACAUCCAGGUUGGACCUCGCUGGCAGGGUAAACUGACUGGACUCUGUGGGAAUUUUGACCUGAAGACAGUAAAUGAAAUGAGAAGUCCUGAAAACAUUGAAUCUGCAACAGCGCAGGAGUUUGGGAACAGCUGGACAGCUGCAGAGUGUGUGAACAGCCCCGAUAUCCGCAACCCUUGCAGCAUGAACCCUCUGAGGGAGCCAUUUGCCAAGAGGGAAUGUGGGAUAUUGCUGAGUGAAGUUUUUCAAGCCUGCCACCCAGUGGUUGAUGUCACCUGGUUUUAUAUGAACUGCCUCACUGACACCUGUGGCUGUAAUCGUGGGGGGGACUGUGAAUGUUUUUGCACCAGCGUCUCGGCCUACGCACAUCGCUGCUGUCAACAAGGAAUAACUGUCGACUGGCGAUCACCCACUGUCUGCCCGUACGACUGUGAAUUUUACAACAAAGUUCUGGGAAAAGGCCCUUACAAACUAGUCACUUACUUGGAGAGUGAAACAGUCUUGGCAGCCCAUUUCUCUGGCGCUGCUGCUUUCCCAGUACAGGGAGCUGUCUCCAUUCCAGGAGUGGCCGUGCUCUUUAUGCUGACCCCAGGAUUGUCCAGGUCCAAACCACAUGAUACAACCCUAGUUUCAUUAGAGGCUGCGGAAAGGCCAAAUUAUUUCCUGCAUUUGGGACCCAAUGGAUACCUCCGUGUGACCAAGUGGGAAGAGAGUGACCAAUUUCAAGAGGCGUCUACGUUUAUUAUUCAUAAGGACACUUGGCUUGCAGGCUACGAUUCCUUUGAGUCCUACAUGAAACCUGGGUUCUUUGUUCACUACAUGUUGUCUUCCAUUCACCUAAUGAAAUAUAACCACUCUGUAGGCUUCAGGCAGGCAACCCUUUUUAAACUUGAAGAAGCUGAAUUCCCAUCCCAUUCAACCUGUCAGUGGAGAUAUGAUGCCUGUGUGAGUGCAUGCUUUAGAACAUGUAGCGACCCAGCAGGAGAGGCCUGUAACACAAUACCAAAAGUGGAAGGAUGUAUGCCACAAUGCCCACACAACAUGGUGCUGGAUGAAGUAACACAAAGAUGCGUCUAUCUCGAGGACUGCAUUAAGCCAGCAGUUGCUGUUGAGCCAAUUACUCCCCAAAGCACAGUAUCAACACCUGGAGCUGUCACUUCACCUUCUGUUAACGCUACUGUUUCACUGGGUUCAACCCUAUCCACCGCUGCACCCAUUGCUGCAGCACGAACCACAACAGAAACACAACGCACAUCCCCAACACCCACUUCAUCAACAGAAGCCUCUUUCGUGAUGACCAUCUCACCCAAACCUUUAGGUCCUACCAUUCAGACCACACCAGGUGAUACAACAGAAUCACUUUUUACGACUAUCACAACACUGGCACCUGAUGUCACUAAACCCGAAGGAGCGGUUACUUUUUCACCAACAGUAUCCAACUUGACGUUGGUUACUGAGUCAUUAGCGACAACUGCAAAAACACCUGUGACUUCAACUAGCAUCCCGAUUAGCACAAGUGAGCUUCAGACUACACCAAGUUCUCCAUACACCACAAGAACAACCACAGAAAGCACAACUGCCUCUUCUGCAGCUGGUGCAUUUUUGCAGACCACGACUACUAAACCACCAGAAAUCUCCAAAGUGACAACUAUUUCUGUAGUGCCAGAAACAGAGUUGCUUCCUACAGUGGACUGGACAUCAAGCGCCAUAGAAACGCCAUCUAAAGCCACCACAGUACUGACAAGCACAUCCCCCCGACCUCUCGAGGAGACAGAAAAGACAACAGUGUCUACAGCUGAAGUGACAGGUUUACCUGCUUAUACAACUACCAGUAAAGGGCCAACAAAACAACCAGGGACUUCAAGAGUUACAGAAACAUCUUCUGCAACAGUGGCCCCUACAACAAUGUAUAUAGAUACCAGUACAAAGGUGGCAGAUAAAACUGUUUCUCCACUGACUACUAAAUCCCUGACUUCUGAAAGUACAGUAUACUCUUCUCCAUUUAAAACUGUAAAAACAUCUGCGUAUACCACACCAGAAACCAAAUCUCCUCUUACUACUGAAGCAAUAACUUCAAAAAGUACUGUUUAUCCCCCUCCAGUUGAGACUGGAAAAACAACACUUACAAGUGCAGAAACUACACCUCAACUUCCUACUGAACUGACAACUUCAAAAAGCCCUGGUUAUUCUCCUCCAGUUGAGACUGGAAAAACAACACUUACAACUGUGGAAACUAAGCCUCAACUUUCUACUCAACUAACAACUUCAAAAAGCCCUGGUUAUUCUCCUCCAGUUGAGACUGGAAAAACUACAUAUGCUACCAUGAAAACCAAACCCCCACUUUUUACAGAAUCAACAACUUCAAAAAGUACUGCAUAUGUCUCUCCCCUUGAAACUGUAAAAACAACAGUACAAGAAAUUAAGACACCACUAACUACUAAACCAGAAACUUCAGAAAGUACGAUAUAUGUAUCUCCAUUUGAAACAGAAAAAACGACAGCAUCUACGACACAGCUAACUGUACCUGAAUCUUCGGCUGCUUCUACAGUGUCUGUAGGACCAACAGUGUCAUUAGGAACAACUGCAUACCCUUCAGCAUACACGCAGACUACUGUAGGACCUAUGACUGAGAAAACCACUUCAUCAUUCCCUACUAAACUUACAACCACAACAAAAACGACUGCAUAUCCAACAGAAAGGGUCGAAACAACCCCUGCUUCAGCUGUACCUUUAGCUUCCACAGAGACGGGCAGAACCACACAAGAGGUACCUCCAACGACAAUUGCUUCAACUGAGACAUCAUCAUCUACUCAUCAAGUAGGUGUGGAAACCACCAAAACCACCACUUCCGCGUCAACUAAAGAGACUACAGCAGAAACAGUUGCAUCGACGUCUGCUGAAUUGACAAAAACAACCCUAACGACGUUGCACACAGUGGAUAAAGUGGACACAAAUAUCACAACAUUAGGGACCACCACAGUGUAUCCAUUCCUAACUGAACUCUCUAAAACUACCUUAGAACCUACUAAAUCUGAGACAACAGUAUCAGUAACACCGUAUUCAGUGGCUUCUGAGAAGGUCUGGACAACAAUAACCUCCAUUACAUCUAGUGCUGUAUCAAAAUCAAUAACAAGCUCCACCACCCCAACAUAUCCAAGCUCAACAGAACAUACUGCAGAGACUACAACAACGGGUUAUAUAUUCUCCACAAAGCCUGUUACGCACCCGAGUAUCACACCUCCACUAACCUCUGAAGAGUUCGUUUCCACCGUGGCUACUGUAUCAUCAUUACCACAGUUAACCACCUCCAAGACAACAACUCUCUACCAAACUCUCCCAGAUGGAACUUCAUUAACAACAGGAUAUCCAACAGAAAAGACAAGUACAGGUGAGCACUCAGCCAAGCCAGCCACCCCAUAUCCAGAUACAGCUGCAGAAACAGUGCAAAGCAGCUCUACAACUAGCCAGACUUCCUCAACAACUUUAAUAAAAUCAUCUACCACCAGGUUGCAGACUGUUACUUCACAAACCAUGUUUACCUCUGAACCAACAACUACAGCAACCACCAGAUCUGUAUUUUCUACCAUAAAAAGUACAGCUGGGACAACCCCAGGUAGAGAAAGUAAACAUACUCCCUUUUCAUCUGGUACAACUAUGGUAGAAGCACCAGUAUUACUAUCCACAACUGCUCAGCUGCUUGGUUCAACUCUAUCUACAAGUAAAGUGACAACUUCAUCAGAAACUGUUCAGACACCUGAAACUUCUACAUUGUCAUCUUUAACCACGUCUCAACUGAAAACCGAAGUAACAAAUGCUACAGCAUUUACAGGAAAGGAAGGAGUAUCUACUGUCCCUCCAAAACAAGAGGUAUCUACCACAUUGUUAAGUGCAUCUUCUGAAUCGCAUGCAGCAACACCAGCUGUAACUUUGAGAACAACGGGUACUUCACAGGUGACUCCUGAAACAGUGAGCACUGUUACAACCACAUCUCCAGCACCAAAACCCACUCUGGGUACAACACUUCAUACGACCACACUGUCCACUUCAUCUACAGAAACACCAAAAGAAAAAUGGACAACUAUAGGCAAAACCCCCACUGAAGAGGUAACUGUAUCAACAACGAUAGUACCUCUUUCUACUGCUACCACUUUACUAAUCUACUCUCCAGUCACAGCAAGUGCUGUCACAACUGCAGCUACCACUGCAUCCAUACGGACAGAAAAGCAGACAACCCAAGCAGUCACUCCAUCCAAACCAGUCACGACAGCGAGUGUGACUACCGUGCUUAAUGCCACAGUACUAACUACAACUGGUAAAGAAACAACUACAUUCAUUACAACUGCAGCCCAAACCUCCACUAUGUCUACAUAUAAAACAACUCCUCUACCAGAAACCAGUACUGGUCAAACAACAAAACAGCCGGCUUCUACGCUAGAAUCAACUGCUGCAACUACUCGGGUUACUCCAAACGCUACCACAGCUGCAGAGAGUCUAAGGACCACUUCUUCUGAAUACUGGUUAACAACAUCUAAAAAAGCUGUUAGCAAUAUAACUGUAUCUGUUCUUAGUACUGUUUCACCAACUUCAUCUCCACCAGCAACAACAGCUGAAACAGAGAGUUCUUCUGUAUCAGGGCCAUCUGUAUCCACCUCCACCUCCUAUACAAAUGCAACAGAGUACUGGUCCACUCAGACAACAACACCCCUACUCAGCAGCAAUGAAACAUUGACACCAUUAUCACCUCAGUCAACAAGUGCUCAUACAACAACUACUUUAGUUACAUCAACCAAGAUGUGCACUCCUCAGUAUUCUGAGAUUAUUGAUGAUUGCACAAAAUAUGUCUGCAUGAACGGACAACUGAUGCUGUUCAAUAAAUCCCAGAAUUGUCCCUACAAUGCAACGCCUCCUAAUUGUGGUCUCCUGGGAUUCGCUAUACUGGUGAACGGUGACAAGUGCUGUCCACAGUGGGAUUGCCCCUGUCGCUGCUCUGUUUUUCCAGAUUUAAACAUUAUUACCUUUGAUGGUAAUAGUGUGGCCAUCUAUAAAGCGGCUUCCUAUAUUGUAACUCAGCUGCCAAACGAAACCGUAAGCAUUCAAGUUCAGGAGUGCCAAAGCUCAGACACGCUUCUAUGGAAUUUCACUAACCUGUGCCUGGUAGCUCUCAAUAUAACACACAAAGCACAUCAAGUGCUGAUUGAUCGUCUACAGAGAAGAUUGUAUGUGAACUCAAGGUAUGCGCGGCCACGCUUUAAGAAAAAUGGAUUUGAAAUCUUGGACACUGGUAACAUGUAUUUAAUUAAGACCCCAGCUGGACUCAAGAUCCAGUGGUUUCACAGCACAGGAAUGAUGGUCAUUGAGACAGACAGUCCCAGCCACAAGCUCACCACAAUGGGAUUGUGCGGUUGCUGUGAUGGAGACCCAACCAAUGACCUCACAUUGUUCAAUGGGACAACUGUGAGUGAAAGUGAGGACCCAACAGUAUUUAUUGACAGCUGGCAAGUGCCAAACACAACAAGCUUCAUGGGACAGAACCGCCGCCGGGAAGUGAACUGCUCCACCAGCGACUGCUCGGAAUGCUUAAGCAUGCUCAGCAACCAGACCUUCAGCAGCUGCCAUGCUUUUGUCCCACCCAAAAUGUUUUGUGAAGUGUGGGUUCGGGAUGCAGAGUAUGUGAAGAGCCCCUGCACAGCACUGGCUGCGUAUGUGGCUGCCUGUCACAAGUUCAGUAUCUGUAUAGAAUGGAGGAGUCCUGACUAUUGCUCGUUCAUGUGCCCUCCAGAGUUAAGAUACCAGGCCUGUUUGCCAGCAUGCAAUGCCAAGACGUGCCCAAACCACGAGUUUGAUUCGGAUCCAGAGGAAUGCUCAGGACUAACUGAGGGCUGUGUUUGUCCAGAGGGAACAGUCCUCCAUCGCCCGUACUCUGCUCUCUGUAUUCCCAGUGAGAAGUGUGCUUGUACCGACAGCUUUGGGACUCCUCACGCGUCAGGAGAGGUCUGGAAGGCCUCAAAGGAUGGCUGCUGCAUGUACAAAUGUGACAAUGACUCCAUCAUCCCAGUGGAGCAUAACUGCACCAAGGUCCCGGAGCCUGUCUGUAGCAAGGCUGGAGAAGUGACUGUUAGUCUGGCUGAUGACAAAAGCUGCUGCCCCCAGAAAGCUUGUGUUUGCAAUCAGACGCUAUGCGACCAGUAUGCUCCAGAGUGUAAAUAUGGCGAAAAACUGGUUUCCUACUACAGAGACUACUCCUGUUGUCCAGAUUAUAUAUGUGAGUGUGACCCAGACAGGUGUGAGUCUGACAUUCCAACAUGCAGAGAUGACCAGACCUUGAUUGCUACCCAGACUGAGGGGAGCUGCUGCAUGGCUUACAUAUGCAUGUGUGGGUCCUGCUCGGACACUAUCCCUACCUGCCAGGAGGGAGAGGUCUUCACAGUUGAUGCAAACAGCACAGACAGAUGCUGCCCUCCUUACCACUGUGUUUGUGAAACAUAUCGCUGUACGGAGUACACAUGUCCUUUGGGGAUGUCUGUGGUGACAGUAUGGAGUCCUGAUCUAUGCUGCCCAUUGAACACAUGCGAAUGUGCCUGUGACACAAUCCCUAAACCACAAUGUAAACUGGGAGAAAUGCUUCAAAUUGACAAUGAGUUCCUCGCAGACCCUGAAAACCAAUGUGGCUGCUCCAAAUACAAGUGUGUGAAAGAGCAGGUGUGUGUGGAUGGGGAGCGGGGAGUCAUGCGACCAGGGCAGACACUUGUUGAGCACACUGCUGAGGGUAUCUGCUAUACUACACAAUGCACCUCCCAUACCGAUCCAGUAACCAGCUUCUACAAGAUCCAAGUCAGCAGGACUAACUGCACAGCUCAGUGCGAACCAAACCAAGUUUACAGACCUCCUGACGACCUAACGACAUGCUGUGGAGUUUGCAGGAAUACAUCGUGCAUUUACCAAAUGGAUAACGGAAGCAUUGCUCUGUAUAAGCCCGGUACAACAUGGAUGUUCAACUGUAAGACGUACGAGUGCACAGAUACAACAUCAGGACCCACCCUCAUCAGCUAUUCUAUUAGCUGCCCACCAUUUAACGAAACAGAGUGCAUGAAGAUUGGUGGAACAGUUAUAAGCUACAUGGACGGCUGCUGUAAAACCUGUAAAGAAGAUGGGAAGUCUUGCCAGAAGGUGACAGUCCGAAUGACUAUCCGGAAAAACGACUGUAGAAGUAACAGACCUGUUAAUAUAGUCUCUUGUGAUGGAAAAUGCCCCUCCGCCAGCAUAUAUAACUACAACAUUAACACCUAUGCCAGAUUUUGCAAGUGUUGCAGAGAAAUUGGGCUGCAAAGACGCUCUGUCCAACUUUACUGUAGUGGAAACUCUACGUGGGUCUACUACUCUAUUCAGGAGCCGACAGACUGUUCAUGUCAAUGGUCUUAGUAACAGGCUAACCAAUUAUCCAACAACAGGCUCUGCAAUACUCCACAAACCUCAAGUGGCUUGCAGUCAU
Molecule: messenger RNA, 10420 nt
Organism: Acipenser ruthenus (sterlet)
Lineage: Eukaryota; Metazoa; Chordata; Actinopteri; Acipenseriformes; Acipenseridae
Product: otogelin-like
Exons: 52
Coding region: 1-10350 (3449 amino acids)
Biological process (GO): L-arabinose metabolic process
Cellular component (GO): extracellular matrix
Molecular function (GO): alpha-L-arabinofuranosidase activity; protein binding
Source: RefSeq, a predicted model, not a curated record